Drosophila subpulchrella is the source of this 1136-nucleotide messenger RNA. RefSeq names its product probable G-protein coupled receptor Mth-like 12. NCBI's taxonomy places the organism in Eukaryota, Metazoa, Arthropoda, Insecta, Diptera, Drosophilidae. The record is from RefSeq and is a predicted model, not a curated record. Gene Ontology annotation, molecular function: G protein-coupled receptor activity. The coding region runs from base 1 to 1110 and encodes 369 amino acids. Gene Ontology annotation, cellular component: membrane. The transcript is spliced from 7 exons. Gene Ontology annotation, biological process: cell surface receptor signaling pathway.
AUGACUGCAACACUCAGGAGCAACUAUCUUCAUUCUGAGAUUACCGUGUUAAGGAGCCGGACUUUGGGCUGCGAAAAGAUUACUUUAGAAGAAAAAGAUUCGUUUUUACUGUUUGCGGAUGGAGACUUAAUCAUGCUCACAAAAUCAGAUUACUGCCUUUCUCCUGAGCAGUCCUUUUCCAAUUUUCCAAUGUCUCUACAGAUUGUCACCAAUGAAUGCAUAGUGGAAGAUAAUCCAGCGAUCACCAAUAAUGCCGCAGUGGAAGAUAUACCAAAGGUUUUUCUUGCAAACUUCAGGAUGAUAUCUAUGGUAUUCCUUGUCCUUACAUUGACAGUGUUUCUUACCCUUAAGAAACUUCGAAAUUUUAUCGGCAAGUGCCUCAUCUGCAGCCUGUUCUGCCUUUCGAUUGUGACCCUUAUCCGCAUUCUGGAAGAUUAUAAGCUGUUGGGCAGCCUUUCCUCUCCAGCAGCUUACACUUUAUUCUUUUUUACGAUGACUUAUAGUCUGUGGGACUCUGUCAUAAGCUUUUGUUUGUGGAAGGAUUUCAGGUCGCCCAUAUCCGAGGAAUCUCGAUACGGCUUUAAAUUCUACACCGCCUUUGUUUGGAGUACAGUAGCCAUCCUGACUGCGGCCAUUUUUUUGAUAGAGGAAGUUAGCGCUUGGAAUUGGUCGCUCUUGACUGGCUUUCUUGAAUGUUCUGUAACAAUUUCGAAAUCCUGUUUAUUCUAUCAAGUACCGAUACUGAUCCUAAGCACCUUUAACGUGAUCAUGUUCAUCCUGACUGCCAUUUUCAUCUGGAAAGUGAAGAGCCAAGAGAAGAAGGUAGUGGAAGAAGAGGGAAGAUUGACCCAUCCCAUUUUCGACAGUCAAAACUACAUGGAUUUUUCUCGCCUCUUUAUAAUGAUGUGCAUAUCCUGGAUUCUGAAGCUAUUUUUGGUUGGGCGGCAGAUUUCCGAACUUAUGCAAGACGUUUAUUUUGUUAUUGACUACUUUGAGUCCAUUCUUGGCCUAAUCAUAUUUGUGCUGCUUAUACUUAGGCGUAGCACUAUCAGCCACUUUUUAAAUAGAACUUUUCGCACUCCGACGGACGAUCAGCCGGCUGAUUUAUAAAGCCAAGAAAUAUUAAUUCAUUUUAA